This is a messenger RNA of Enterobius vermicularis (human pinworm), 1773 nucleotides long. The record is from the annotation of a GenBank genome assembly. NCBI's taxonomy places the organism in Eukaryota, Metazoa, Nematoda, Chromadorea, Rhabditida, Oxyuridae.
AUGGGCAGAAAAAGUAAAAGAAGUAAAUCAAGAAGGGAAAAGCAAAGAUCUUCAAAAAUAGCAGCAAAAGAAGGUAUAAGCAAUGAAGAGCUUACUGCAGAUAAAACAGCCAAAACAGCGGCAGAGCAAACAGCACCUAAUGAUUCCAUCCAAGCGUGCAGUCAUUCGGCAGAAGAUUUGUCACGAAAGAGCGAUUUGACCAAAGUUGGAGAAAGUGGCAAUCAGCCUCUCGAUACAAAAACGAUAGUUCUUGAAACGUCAUUGCCGGAGGAACAAACAGAAAGUGUCGAGUUGGUAUCAGCAAAUUUAGAAAGGAAAAUAGACGACGAAGAGCAGCAGAGCCAGAAUUAUAAUGAAAGCACUUCAGGGAUUUGUGCUGCGGGAAUCAGUAGUGAUGUAGAAUCAAGCGUUAUAAGUCACUGUUAUGAAACACCAGAAACAAGUGUACCGGGAGAAGAUUCUGCAAAAAUUUCCCAAAACUCUGAGAAGACGACUGAAAGUCAUUCAAAUGACGAGCCACCCAAAAAAGAAACUUUUGAGGGAAACGCAGCUAACUCGGAACAGACAACCCCCGAGGUAAUUCUGCGACCAGAGGAUUUUUCAAAGGCUGUUGAGCCUAGUGCUACUCUUUCAAGUGUUUCAGAAAAGCAAGACUCUGUUGAAUUUAAAGAGGAUGAUACUCGCACAAAAGAUGAUGAGCUAAACGAAGAAAAAGAAAUAAGUGUUCCAAAUCCCGUAACCGCGGAAAAAAUUGCGGGAGAUUACCAAAUUCCUUUGGAAUCUCCGACAGGUGCUCCCGUUAAAGCGUCUCACGCAAGUUCAGAAGAAACUGAUUUUGGGAGUGUUCUGCACGGCGUCGCUGAGAACGUGAAAAAAGCCAUUAAAGUCCAUAUUUUUGGUGAAUCUCCUCGACAGAACUACAGCGAAGUAACUGGGGAUUCAGCUUCUGCAGCACCAAAAGCAGGUGACAUGAGAGAAAAUGAAAAUGAUUUGAACAGCAGUGAAGAACUUGCGAAUGCGUCUUCAACGAUUCUUGAAUCUCCCACUGAGGAGACCAAGAAGGCUGAAAGUAGUGCUAGAGAGAUUAAUGAAGAUGCUGGUGCGAUCAUUCGACCUGCAGCCAACUCCCCAACUACCGCUAAUUUAGUGGAUAAUUUAGCAUCAGAAAAAGAUUCUUCUGAACCAGGCAAGGGAGGUGAAGUAGCAGUGUCUAGAUGUGCCAAAAAAGCAGCAGAAGAUGAUCAAAAAAAUUCCGAAAUUCUGGAGAAACUGCAGAAAGCCAUAGAAAAAAGUGACGUUCCUGACGAGCGAGAAGAUGUUGGUGAGUCAAUAAAUUGCCAGAAAUCACCAGCUGAAAAAGAUAAACCGGAAUUGAGCAGUUUAAAAGUUUCAAAAUUACAACAAGUGGGAACUAAAAAUGGCUCGGCAAAAUCUGUUAAUGAUAAAGACAGAGCGAAAUCUAUAACAAAUUGCGGUGCCACUACCACUGAUACGAUGUCGCUGCACUCACCGUCGCAGUCGCUUGGUGACAGUUCAUCAUUACACUCGGAAAUGACUUCGUCGAAGUUUGAUACUGAUACAACAUCAGUAACUUCCCAAGAAUUUUCGCCUGGAUCUGCUACGGAACUAAAUCGUGAGCCAUCAGAUUCGAAAUUUCUGGGUGCUAUCUCAAAGCUGAAGAGCAAAAAGUGGAGAAAAUCCAGAAGUGAUGGACGGUCUUCUUCUAGCGUUGGCCUUCACUUUAGUUUUGGGCAAAAAGUAGGAGUUGUUUAA